AUGAAGCUGUUUGACCUGCUGUACCCUGAGAAAGAGCAGAGUCUGCGCAAGAGUCUGCCCAUGACCGACUAUAAGAUCGCUCUGCUGUGUAAAGCAUACUCCACAAAAUCCGAGUGCUUCACGCUGCCCAUGGGUGUGCUGGUGGAGACCAUCUACGGUAACAACAGCAUGCGCAUCACUCUGCCCGGCACUAAUUGCAUGGUGUCCGGCUCUGUCAUGCCUUUACCCAUGAACCUGCUGGACUUCCUCACUGUCCACGCUAAGAUGAGCACCCGGCAGAGUCUGCGCAAGAGUCUGCCCAUGACCGACUAUAAGAUCGCUCUGCUGUGUAAAGCAUACUCCACAAAAUCCGAGUGCUUCACGCUGCCCAUGGGUGUGCUGGUGGAGACCAUCUACGGUAACAACAGCAUGCGCAUCACUCUGCCCGGCACUAAUUGCAUGGUGUCCGGCUCUGUCAUGCCUUUACCCAUGAACCUGCUGGACUUCCUCACUGUCCACGCUAAGAUGAGCUUGAUCCACAGCAUUGCAACCCGUGUCAUUAAACUGGCCCACGCCAAGUCUCGUCUUGCCCUGGCCCCAGCCUUGGUGGAGACAUACAGCCAGAGCCGACUGCUGGUCUACAUGGAGAUCGAGUCCCUCAGCAUUAAGGGCUUUAUCAGUCAGCUUCUGCCGAACGUGUUCAAGUCACACGCGUGGGGGAUUCUGCACACGCUGCUGGAGAUGUUCAGUUACCGCAUGCACCACAUUCAGCCUCAUUACCGCGUGCAGCUCCUGUCACACCUUCACUCGCUCGCUGCUGUUCCACAGACCAAUCAGAACCAGCUGCACCUCUGUGUUCAGAGUACCGCUCUGAGGUUGAUCAUGGCUCUGGGGAGUUCAGAGGUUCAGCCGCAGUUCACACGUUUCCUCAAUGACCCUAAAACUGUGCUGUCUGCCGAGUCAGAAGAGCUGAACCGAGCGCUGAUCCUCACGCUGGCUCGAGCCACACACGUCACAGAUUUCUUCACUGGCUCGGACUCCAUUCAGGGCACCUGGUGUAAGGACAUCCUGCAGACCAUCAUAAACUUCACACCUCAUAACUGGGCCUCUCACACGCUCAGCUGUUUCCCUGCUCCGCUGCAGGCGUUGUUCAAGCAGAAUAACGUUCCACAGGAGAGCCGUUUUAACCUGAAGAAGAACGUGGAGGAGGAGUACAGGAAGUGGAAGUCUAUGACCGUUGAGAACGACAUCAUCACACACUUCUCCAUGCAGGGCUCGCCUCCCCUCUUCCUGUGUCUGCUGUGGAAGAUGCUGCUGGAGACGGACCACAUCAACCAGAUCGGCUUCCGGUGCGCCACUCACAUUCUCUCCACCUGUUUCAGUACACCUCACAAGAUUUGUGAUUUUUAA
Molecule: messenger RNA, 1389 nt
Organism: Sinocyclocheilus anshuiensis
Lineage: Eukaryota; Metazoa; Chordata; Actinopteri; Cypriniformes; Cyprinidae
Product: mediator of RNA polymerase II transcription subunit 23-like
Exons: 10
Coding region: 1-1389 (462 amino acids)
Biological process (GO): regulation of transcription by RNA polymerase II; positive regulation of gene expression
Cellular component (GO): mediator complex; transcription regulator complex
Source: RefSeq, a predicted model, not a curated record